AUAAUAAUCACUUAACCGAGUGUGUGGGAGCUGAGCUCCAUCCGGAGAGAAAAGUCGUGAUUGAGUUUGUUAAAAGAAGCGUUAUGUUUUAGCUCGCUGAAAAGUUUUGUCUUUAUUAAUGUUCGCUACGGAACAUAGAUAUGGCUUCUAAUAAGAACAACUUGGACAGUGUCCUGGUGUACGGUGUGAAGCUCGAGAAUAGACUCAACAUACAGGAUUUGCAGCAACUCAAGUCAGCAUUUAUGACAUUUGGUGAUGGAUACAAUGAUAGACUUAGUGUAGAUAAGGAUGAGUUUUGCAUUCUUCUACAACAGGUACUCACUAAAGGUUCUUAUGAAGAACAUUGUGAUCUGUUUGACAAGAUUGAUGUUACUAAGGAGGGCAAAGUUGAUUGGGAUAAGAUCGCAUCACAUUUACUUCUGGAAUAUGUAGAAAAAGAUGACCGUGUUAAAGCAACUCAGGUAAAUGUGAUAAUGUAUGAAAUAUCUUUCAAGAGGUACGCAAUUUUGUUGGGACCUCAGCAUAUGGUUUCCUCUAGGAUAUUUGUAUAAUGUCCAAUUUGUAAUAAACAAAUGUAUAACAAAAUCUUAACCUGUAAUAGUAAUAGAAUAUCAUGUUGUAGGCUAAUUUAUGAAUCUGAAAAACAACUACUGCCAUUGUAUCUUAACAUAUAAACACCUUUAAAAAGAAAAUGGUUUAGGUUUUCAAGGCAGGAAGAGCAUGUGGGCAUUGGCUUAGUCAUUCAGGUUUUUGACUGAUUUUCGUAUAUAUUGUCCCUUGAAAAUGACAUAAAAAUCAUAAAAAAUGAUAUUGAAAUUAACUAGCUCAUUUUUCUAUAACAUACAAAUUAUUAACUUGAGCAUUUAUUGAAUUUACAAA
Messenger RNA from Anneissia japonica, 879 nucleotides. RefSeq lists its product as uncharacterized. The transcript is spliced from 5 exons. The coding region runs from base 141 to 551 and encodes 136 amino acids. The record is from RefSeq and is a predicted model, not a curated record. Lineage: Eukaryota; Metazoa; Echinodermata; Crinoidea; Comatulida; Comatulidae.